UUCAUUUGAACGCUUAUCGAGAUCCAUGCAUGCAUGUAUCUAUGAAUCAUGUUCCGGUCCUUCCCGCCCCCCCUCCUCCUCCUGCUCCCCCUCCCCUCCGCUGUUGCGGCACCCCUGAGUCCCUCCCCUCUAGUGCACUCGCUCGGCUAGACGAUGCUGAUGCUGCAGGCUGUCCCCUACUGGUGGUGGUGCCCUCGCGUACGCCCUCCAGUGCGGUGCUGAGGAAGCGCGACUCGUACCCUCGCUGGCCGCCCUCGCCCGACUGGUUGGCACCCUGCGACCCCGGCUGCAACUCCUGCAGUGCCUCGGGGUCUGAACAGCGGAAUGCAAUAUGCAGCCAGCACGCACCACAAUCAAUCAAUCAAGCGAUCGGCCCCGCAGUACUCACCGAUUCCCUGCUGCAUCUUGGGGAGUAUGAAGAGGAGCCCGAAUGAGACGAGGCCCAUGAGCACCAUGGGGUUCUUGAACAAGACAAAUAUGUUGAACUCCUCACGCUUCUGCACACAGGCAGAGAAACAGCUGAGUGAGUGUGUUGUUGGUGUGUCCUUCCGGCCCUGCCCUGCCCCCCGCCCCACCUGGAAGUAUUUGACUUCAGCGUGUGAUGCGAGGCCUAACGGGUACUUGAGCUUCUUGCCCUUGCCUGCUCCACAGACAUGGAAUCCAUAUGGGGUAUGCAUGUGGAUGGAGGCCCCGCCUGUGUGUGUGUGUGUGUGUGUGUGUACCGUGUUCGAAUGAGAGGAGGAAGGCACUGACGGUGGCUUCACCCUGACGCCCACCAGCACUCACCUCCACCAACACCUGCACACCACACACCCAUGCAAUCACAGCCAGGACAGACAGACAUGCAGCUGUGCGGAUGCAUGCCUUUGGCUGUGCGCGCGCCGACUGACCGGGUCAUACUGGAGGAAGGGGUGAUUGACCUCCAACAGAUAGGACCCGAUGGGCAGCGAUGGACUGCACUCAACUCGUUACACACACGUGCCAGGGGCGUCCAUCUCUCUGUCUGUGUGUGUGUCUGUCUGUGUGUGUGUGCAGUGUAUGUGGUUACAUUUCGAAUGAUCCAUCUGCAUUUGGGAAUGCGGAGAAGGCGCCGCCGUUCAGGAGGAUGCGUACGCGAGAUAGGCCAUCUGCGCAACGAAGACCGCCACACCGAAACAUCUGACAAGAGGGAGGGUGUAUUGUCUGUUUCUCUCUGCUUGCCUCACCUUGUGGGCUGACGGACCCCGUCAGCGUAACCUCGUCAUCGGCAGAUCUGUGCGGCCGCACAUAGCACAUUUCACGUCUGAUCCCCAGCGGGAUGUUUCCUUCACGUCUUACCCAAGAUUGAGUAUGCUCAGGCAGGCAACCACAGUCACACUGAUGCGAAAGAAACGCAUUUUCUCUG
This is a messenger RNA of Vitrella brassicaformis, 1384 nucleotides long. The record is from the annotation of a GenBank genome assembly. Lineage: Eukaryota; Vitrellaceae.